AUGAGCACGACCUCGUCAAUUGCAACGCUCUCACAUGUGGAGCGACAACAGAAGAUCCCUGAGAAGACUUUCUACAAACGGGUCCUGCCCAGCACGUGCACGCCGUUCAACUCUUCAAAGGGUCGAGCAUUGUUUUCCGAGGCCCUGACAGAGGGAUACAUGGAGACGUAUUUCUCCCUGUCGCUGCAGUUUCUUACUCAGGCGGAACCUGCUUUUUGUGGCCUGUCCACUCUCUGUAUGAUCCUCAAUACUCUUGAGAUGGAUCCCGGAAGGCAGUGGAGAGGGAGUGUGUGGAGAUGGUACGAUGAAUCUAUGUUGGACUGCUGUCGGCCAUUAGAGCAUGUCCUUAAGAGCGGGAUUACACUCCCCGAGUUUGUGUGCUUAGCUCGAUGUAACGGGCUCAAGGCGACCAUGAGCCGAGCGGAUAAGGCGACGAAGGAAGCGUUCUUGAUGGCUUUGAAGCAGACUUCUCGGGAGCCAAGCGAGUUCAUGGUGGUGUCUUACGACCGCGGAACACUGCAGCAAACGGGCAGCGGUCACUUUAGUCCGGUGGGCGGAUACAACGAAAAGGAAAAUAUGGUGCUGAUUCUGGAUGUUGCCAGAUUCAAGUAUCCCGCUUAUUGGGUGUCAUUCGACCUUCUAUGGGAAUCUCUGCAGCCAAAGGACAGUGCAACCAACAAGCCUAGGGGUUAUAUAACUUUGACCAAAGGCAAAAGGUCUUAUGUUCAGUCGGCUCUUAGUCAGCUGGCUGUCAACCGGGAGUCUUGGCCACGUCUGUCGAGGAUACUGUUCUCGGAGCUCCCACGACGCUUUGCCGCAAGUCCACCCAACAGCCCCGCGGACUUCAUCAACGUCGUGCUGGAGUCAAUACCAGACGUUUACGAUUCUGUGGUGGAAAACAGGAUGCCUUUGUUUGUAACGCCAAGUCCCAUCCCCGUGUCGGAUGGAGACGGAUGUUCCAAGGAUGAUGAUGAUGAGGAAGACCCCGUCGCGGCGUUCGAAAAGUACAUGGCCGGCUUGGAUGAAUUGCUGCUAUCGCUUGCGCAAACUGAGCUCUACAAACUGGUGGAAUCCUCAAUGGCAACGCAGCGAAAAGCCAAGCGGAGGAUAGAAAACGCCAAUCUCGCCGCCGAAAAGCUCUCGGACCUGGUCAAUGGACGUGUAACGGCCCUGACGGACGAACUUGGCGGCGAGAAUUCCGCACCCCCCAGUUCGCCCCGAUACCACUCGAGUCGAAGGGGAUCGGUCGUGCAGUCGCAGCUUCUCCUAUCUUUCCGCCCAACGCCGCUGUCGUCCCCCGCCAUAUCUGCAGUAGACCUGCUCCCGCAAAACCAUCCCGUCAAGGACUUCACUGCAUUUCUCACCAUGUUUCUGUUUGCGCUGUUCUCCUAUAAACCAUUCCAUGAGGACCUUCCGGACGUGUUGGAUGAGAGCAUAGACAGCCUGCCCACCGCUCCUAUUCAGACUGCCGCCCCCGCUCCUGCUAUCCCAGCACGCCCUUACCGUCGAAGAGAGUCGAUGGCUGUGCGAGUACGAGAAGUAGUUAAUCUGGAUGUGGCUGGCGUGCAGGACCCGACAUUACGGAAGGAAGUGGCUUUCUUGAGGUCGCAGAUAGCUGCGUUGACGGAGCUUGUUGAUUCGGACACUCAGCCGACGAAUGGGGUUCUGACUAAGGUUCCCGAAGCUCCGGAUGUUCCAAACUCGAACGGCACUGCUGGAGCACAGGCCAUUCCGCCAUCACCUGGAUCGGUUGUCGACGUAUCGCCACCUGUGUCAGUCUGA
This is a messenger RNA of Fimicolochytrium jonesii, 1782 nucleotides long. Its product is annotated as Phytochelatin synthase-domain-containing protein. Gene Ontology annotation, molecular function: glutathione gamma-glutamylcysteinyltransferase activity; metal ion binding. Bases 1 to 1782 code for a protein of 593 amino acids. Gene Ontology annotation, biological process: phytochelatin biosynthetic process; detoxification of copper ion; cellular detoxification of cadmium ion. The record is from RefSeq and is a predicted model, not a curated record. The transcript has 5 exons. NCBI's taxonomy places the organism in Eukaryota, Fungi, Chytridiomycota, Chytridiomycetes, Spizellomycetales, Powellomycetaceae.